Aspergillus oryzae RIB40 is the source of this 1959-nucleotide messenger RNA. RefSeq lists its product as uncharacterized. The transcript has 4 exons. Lineage: Eukaryota; Fungi; Ascomycota; Eurotiomycetes; Eurotiales; Aspergillaceae. The coding region runs from base 1 to 1959 and encodes 652 amino acids. The record is from RefSeq and is a predicted model, not a curated record.
AUGGGCUGUUUCGGAUUGAGAAAACUAGUCAGAAAGAAGUCAUCACUCGAAAACAAUAAUCACCGAGUAUACACGGUCGUUCACAGGUGGGAAGCUGUUAAUCCGCCAGUUCACGAAAAGGAGCCUACCAAAGAAAAGGCUCUGAAUGUGGUCGAUGAUGCCCCGAGCGAGGAAAUAUUGGCUCGUGAUGAAUCUCUCUGGAACCGAGCAUAUCAACAACUGGAUCAAGGCUUAGUGAAUCGAUAUGAGGACUUAUUGGCAAAAGAAAGAGAGCAGAUCAAAAGCAUUCGCCACAAUAUCGAGUCGACGCAAAAGCUUCCUCCACUGGGUCAGCGACAUCUCGAAAUUAAUAUUGAAGCCCUCAAUAUCCAGCGCCAGUUGUAUGAGAAAGGACUUUCGGAUGAUGAAUGCAAAUGUAGGCAGCUCUUCUGGCUGGCCAGUAACGACGUGGGCUCCUCCCAAGAAUCGUACAAGAGUGGAGUCCCAGAUCGACUCGUUGGGACCGGCGGAUGGCUCUUGGAACAGCCUCAUCUUCACCAGUGGCUAGAGAACGAUAAAGGCCUGCUGGUUGUUUCAGCUGAUUCUGGAUGUGGCAAGUCUGUUCUCGCAAAGCAUCUCAUCGACAAUGUGUUGCCCGAAUCCUGUCCAUCGGCCACGAUAUGUUACUUCUUCUUCAAGGAUCAAGUUCAGAAUACGCAGAAGCAAGCCCUCUGUGCAUUACUACACCAGCUCUUUACGAGCAAGCCUGCUUUGAUCAAACUUGCAAUGAAAUCAUUCAGUGAAAAUGGAGAUAAUCUGGUCGACAUGCUACCUGCGCUCUGGGAUAUCCUUGCUCGGGUACUAAAGGACCCUGGUAUGGGACGGACGGUCUUCGUUUUAGACGCUCUAGACGAAUGCAAGGAAUCGGAAUUAACCGACCUGGCAGACAAAAUUAAAUCCAUUCAAAAAGACGCUGAAAUUAGUACGAGAUUCCUCCUCACCAGCCGCGCGUAUGGGAACAUCAUGUGGGAAUUCCGUGAGCUAAAUGAUGAAUCUCCUCACAUUCACAUACCGGGAGAGAGCCAAUCAGACAAGUUUACGCAAGAAGUGGACAUCGUCAUUAAACAUCGUGUUGGGCUAUUGGCUCGAAAGAAGCAUCUCAAUGCCACCAUCCAAAGCCACUUGGAAGAGCGACUAAUGCAAAUGGACCACCGGACAUACCUCUGGGUUCAACUUGUUUUCGACUAUUUAGAAAAGCACAGCUUCAGGAAAGUCAAGGACGGCAUAGAUGACAUCUCCAACCUAUCAGAUCAACUUCCCACAAGCGUCAACGAUGCAUAUGUGAAGGCUCUUAAGAUGAACAUUGCUCUCCACCUGGACCUCGAAAGAGAUGAGCUGCAGCUUGAAUCAGACAAAGACUUUCAGGUUUCAUUGCGAAAACUGUGCGGUUCGCUUCUGACAGUGAACGAGAAAAAGGUGGUUUUUGUGCAUCAAACAGCACGGGAGUUCCUGGUGCAGGAGAAUGGCUUUUCUCUCGGCAGCCAACGAAGCCCAAUCGAUAUGAAGGAGGCACAUCGUGUCCUUGCAGUCAGCUGCAUCACAUACAUCAACAAAUUCAUGCCGCGGGUCGUUCAGACUCAUCCAGCAGAUUCAACAUCACUCGAUCUUAAUAGAGCCUUCUCAAACUAUUCUGCUAAGAACUGGCUCCACCACCUCGAGGCUGCAGGACUGAGAGAUGGCGAGGGGCUGGAACCGUACCUUGCCAGAAUAUGUGAUCCGAAAUCUGAUGCCUAUGCCUCUUGGUCCGCGCUUACCUACUUGGUUGAGAAUCUGCCCGUCAAUAAACAUGACGAGCGCAAUGCACUGUGGAUGGCCGCCAGCUUUAGUAUGACCUCGGUUGUCAGGAGGCUUUUUCAACAUGAGGAGAUCGAUAGGUCGAGUAACGAAAUUUCAAAUUGCUUCUUCAUACGGAGGGCAUAG